Molecule: messenger RNA, 1947 nt
Organism: Colletotrichum orchidophilum
Lineage: Eukaryota; Fungi; Ascomycota; Sordariomycetes; Glomerellales; Glomerellaceae
Exons: 3
Coding region: 1-1947 (648 amino acids)
Source: RefSeq, a predicted model, not a curated record
AUGAUUAAGAUCUGGGGAAUGACGGCUCAGAGUCAGGGAAUGCUCGUAUCCCAUCGGCACCACCGCUCCGUCGGCGACCCGUGGGCGCCGGCAACGCCGUGGGACCCUGGUCGGCACUCUGAGCUUGUGGGAGGGCUCUUGACUGCCAACUUCACCUCUUCAGGGCUUGCCGUUCUCCCGGAUGUUCUCCUCCCUGGGGCGGGCUUGACGUUCCCGGAUGACGCUAAAGGGGCAUCGACAAGUCUAAUCAGUCCAGCCAAUCUCCCCUUGGUGCCUGACUCAUUUCUCGACCAGGGUGAAGGUUUCAACCGGGACUCGGGUCUCAUGCUGCCCCCACACGAUGUCGAGUUCCCCUGGCUAAAACUGAAAGACAAGCGAACGAGUGAUCACGACAGACGCGCUGCCCUGUUAGAGAAAACAGACAAAAAAAAAUCCAAACACGAUUUCCGACGCGAUCGUGCGUCGACCCAAGCCGGGGCGAAGAUGUCUUCGAGACAUCGGAAUCGAAUCAUCCCGACUUCAUCGAUCCUCAUCUCAUACCUCGCGUCGAUAACUCAUGCCACAUUUAUCAAUGAUUUCUCAGCGUACCCAGCAGCAGCAAGACCAUGUCUCGACUCAGCGGCCGCCGCGUCCGGGUGUACCGGUAACACGGUGACGGAGAUGAAUACAUGUUUGUGCGGGAAUGGCGGGAACUUUGUGCUGGGGACGUCGAAAUGUGUGGAAAACCAGGCAAAAGACAAGCUUGGCGAUGUUUAUGAGAUGCUUCUGACCUCCUGCACGGAUUCGAGAACGCCAUUGGGCAUUUCACAGGCACAAUUCCUAGAUGCCGACGACAACGACGAUGCAAAGUCAACAACUUCUUCUUCCUCUACUUCUUCUACUAUUACUACUACUACUACUACUUCUCAAAGUACCACAAUGCUUUUCAUAUCCACAAGCGCACCACCAACCGAAACACCAUCAUCUUCAACAACCUCGACUUCGCUAUCUCUCACGACGUACAAGAGCGUUAUAGCAGGCGGAGUCACAGUGACAGUAACGAGAGGAGUUGAGACAGUGCCGACUGGAGCGGCAAGUGGAAACCAAGCCACCACCAACGCGCAUCCAGGGCCAAGCCAUACGGCUCUUGCGGCAGGACUAGUAGGAGGACUGGCAUUCCUAUUGGGUGCACUGGCGUUAGUUUGCUUCAUUCGCAAGAAGCAACGCAAGGAGCGAAAGGGGCAGGUCGGUACCGGUGGAAAAUUCGCAGCCUUAUCCAGCGCGACUAGCCUCACCACGAUGUCGGCCUCACCACCUCGGGGGCAGGCGACGACGGCAUACCACGGCGUGAACGACCAACGACCCGAUACGGCAAACACGAUAAACAUGGCGGUGGGCACUCCAGGAUGGGACCGCCAGCAACAAGGACCACAAAGUCCUCAACAUUGGCAGAACAACUCUCCCGGGCACUACGGCCAGCCCACAGCAACCUGGCCAUCACCAGUCGCCAACGGCGACGGGACUACAGGAACAUGGGGGUUUUCGCCCGUAUCGCAGUACUAUGCGAACUCAUCAAGAGGCCACGACCCGUCAUCACAGACCGGCACCUGGAACGCGCAUGCCGUUGAGGUGGCAGCCGCUCCGGUUCCCGCUCCUCACCCUUCACAUUCCUCGAAUAACACAUACUCUCCCGUCUUUGAACUGCCAGGAGACCAAAUACAAGCCGUAGAGGCAGACUCGACACCAGUCGGCCAUGUUCAGCCGCCGGUGGUGCUACCACCUUCGCAAUCAAUACAAUCGACUCCCGCUCAGAUGCGAGCGCAACCAGUGCAGCCAGCACCAGCACAUUACGGAAUGCCGAGACAGAUCGACGAUGCACUUCAAAUAUCGCGAAUAGAACUACCGCCGCCUCGGUACUCGGGCCCGUCAUCAUCAGAAUGGGUCAGCGAGGAUAAAAAGUUUGGUUAG